Messenger RNA from Amphiprion ocellaris (clown anemonefish), 3003 nucleotides. RefSeq names its product refilin B (gene rflnb). The transcript has 3 exons. Lineage: Eukaryota; Metazoa; Chordata; Actinopteri; Pomacentridae. Gene Ontology annotation, biological process: negative regulation of chondrocyte development; skeletal system morphogenesis; actin filament bundle organization. Bases 453 to 1064 code for a protein of 203 amino acids. Gene Ontology annotation, cellular component: actin filament bundle. The record is from RefSeq and is a predicted model, not a curated record. Gene Ontology annotation, molecular function: filamin binding.
GUGUUUGGGUGCCAAUUAUCUUCCAACCAAUUAGCAGCCAGGAAAAGGCUCCGAAGGGCGUUUCCUUCUCCGUGUCUGCGGAUCUGAAAGCCCCGUUUGAGAGGCAAUAAGUUUGAAGAAGAGCCGCGGGCAGCAGGAGAUACUCACUCUUUCUCCACCAUUCACAGGAGUAAAUCAACUUUCUCAGCUCUCUUUGCGCACAUUCACUGUGGAGCUGGUACCUGCGUUUUAAUGUGAAGGUGAAGGACAUCCAGGUUGGAGGCGUUUGUGGAUCCGCCUGGUUGAUGAUCUUUUCAGCGUGCAGCCGUGCGUUCUGUCCGGGAAGAAGCUCAGCAGCAGCACCGACGGACUUUCCGACAAAGUAAGAAGAAGAGGAGGAACUGCAAACGGGACGCGUUUCUCUUUCGCAACCUGCGUCUUACUCGUUGGAGUUUUGCAACUUUUCACUAGAAAUGGUCGGCAGGUUGAACUUGCCGAAUGUGUGUGAAGGAGAUCCUCUGGAUAUGAGCUGCAGGGCUGAUAGAGGACUUGAUAGCCCGGACUCUGGGUUGCCCCCCAGUCCGAGCCCCAGCGCCUGGCUGCUGCCUGUGUGUGCGGAUAAACCUGGAGGUGUGAGCCCGGUGUCUGAAGACGAAGGACGGGGUUCCCUGGUUCCAGUUAUACCUGCUCGAUCUUUCCCACAGCUGCACCCGCUGUCCUUUGGGGAAGGCAUCGCACUCGAUCCAUUACCGCCAAAGGAAGUGAGAUACACCUCUUCCGUGCACUAUGACUCGGACCGCCACUUCAUCCAGAACGUGGCCCUGCAGCCUUGGGGUCAGGGCCUGGAACACUGCAGGCAGACCAUCAUGGCCGUGUCCGACAACACCUGGCGCCACUACAAGACGCAGCUGGACUUCGAACCCCGCCAUCGUCCCCAACGCUUCAAGAGCACCACCAUCGUCUACCCCAAGAAAACCAGCACCGUCUACACCACAGAGCUGAGCUACGACUGCCACCGGCUAUCCAGACGGUUCCUCUCGAGUGUGGAGCUGCAGGCAGCGGGCCACAGAAAGUUAUCUCAGUGAGAGCAGAGGUGGCUGGGGACAUGGAAUGACAGUCAUUCCCAUGCCCUCGAUACUCCUCUAGAGCUGGCUCCCACUGACCUGCUGUGUUGUCUUCUUACAGUUGUGUAGCCCGCUGUCCUAUAAGUACCCAUCACAAGCUGUGGACUGGAGGCAUCUGUGCUGUGAUGUUACAGACGGCAAAAAUUGGUAAAGACACAAGUUGAAUUGAUUAAGCAUUUAUUCAGGCCGUGUCUUGAUAUGUUUUUAUCCCUGCCAAUUUGUAGCUCGUUGAAAAGUUUUCAGAGGCAUGAUCAUAUUUUAUUUAGAUUUUAUUGGAUGUCGUACAGACUAAUAUGGACCAAGAUGAAGAGAAUGCUUAGUUGCCUUCAGCAAAAUCACUCUCCUUUUGUUACAUCAAGUUGGUCAAGUGAUGCGGUUUUACAUUUUUAAAGCAACAAAGCCUGCUUCAGUGCAUAUAAUUUGUUGUAAUCAAAGAGAGGAGAAUCUUAAAACUGCUAGUUUAGUAAUCACUUAAAGAGUGCAAGAGCAUUUAGCUGUGUUUCUGGGGUUUAGAUUGAUGAUGAAUCACUAACAUAUCCACACUGUACAACGGAUGUGUUGAUACUUUUCACGUGUUUUUUUUUCACAGGGUAUUGUGUAUUUGUGCACAGCAUAACACAAACUAAGCUCUUCGCAGGCCUGAAUCCUCACCACUGUUUACAGCUGCAGUUUAAAAUGUUGAGAUUAAGGGAACUUUCCUGUUUAUUGAGACGUGUAAGCUAAAACUAAGUAGGUAGUAAAGAUGGAUCAUGAGUGUGGAGUUUACUGAAGUGCGGAGAGUAUGUUGAUAUCACUCACUUGCUUAACUAGUGAAAGUAACAAGCUGCAUUCCACUGCUAGAACUUUCUUUCUUUGCUGUGACUUGGAUUGAAAUUGUAUUUAUUCUGUUGAAGUUUUAAGAUCUGAGAUUUUAUCACCUGAAUAACGGGUCUCUCCACUGUUGUGGCAAGAGAUAUUUUUGUGAUGCUUUUUGUACUAUUUUAAUGUAUCUGUUGAUGCUUCUUUUUGAUAUUAGUCACUUAUUUGGUGCCAGUUUGAAAUAAAGUGAUCUUCAGUUUAACAAUUGUGUGUUUUAUGAGAAUGUGGGGCUCAUCCUUCAUAUAGGAUGACAACUGAUGGUUACUAUUUUGGCCUGCAAAAUGAUGAACACACUAACAAUAACAUGAAUUACAUGUAUAAAUUCUCAAAAUAGGUGAUCCUUCUCAACAUUGGAAAAACCAACUAUGUCUGCACAAGAGAAGGUCUUUGGUGUCUGAUCAAAAAGAACUUUUUAAGAGUUUUUAACAUUUUUCGAAGCUUUGGACAUCACAUAUCUGCCACUGAGUAGCUGACCAGUUGGGUUUAGGUGUUCAUGCUUCAACUGCUAAAAUAAUCAGGAGUGAUGGAUGUGCUAUUGAUUUGUUGAGGUAUCACAAUAAUGCAUACUUUGAUUCUAGGGUAAAUUGUCCCUUUAAAACGACAUGGAUAUGUGUUUUUUUUUAAUUUUUGGAAUUGUGUUACUGCAAUGCCCUCUUAUGGCUACAGAGGGGAAGUGCAAGAGAUUAUUUGCUUUCAUUCAGAGCAAGGUUUACCCUGUAUUGUGUGUGUGUGUGUGUGUGUGUGCGUUUUCUCCACCAAUUGGCUUUAGGAUGUGAAUAAAUCACAGCAGUGCUGAAGCUUAUUCCAUUAGUUAAAUGUAUCUUUAUCAGAUCAGUGCCAGAGGGGAUUCUUCAAAACAUGCUUCCACCUUUAGUAAGUCCUGCCCUGAUGAGAAGUGAGGAAUAGAAUUUGGGUGACCUCUUGCACGACCCACUAUUUAUUUAUUUAAUUAUUUAUUUUUUGUCUUUUUACCGUGACUCAUCCCAUCCGUGACAUGUCACAAGCAGUGAGCUGAUCAAUUAAAACGAAGCUUGCAUAUUGA